Messenger RNA from Astrephomene gubernaculifera, 2744 nucleotides. NCBI's taxonomy places the organism in Eukaryota, Viridiplantae, Chlorophyta, Chlorophyceae, Chlamydomonadales, Astrephomenaceae. The record is from the annotation of a GenBank genome assembly.
GUUAAUAAAUAGCUUGACAUGUUCUCCAUUCCAUGCCUGCUAGUCGGCUAUGGUAACGUUUCGUCGCGUGCUCUGUGACUCUUACAUCCCGGACUGCGACAAGUAGUUGACUCGGAUACCGUUUCAUAGACUACUUUUAGUUGCUUUACAAGGGCUCUACCGUGCAACUGACACGGAUGGGGAAAGGUUCCGGCGACCAUGUGAGUAUUGAAGUUCCCUCAAAACAAACCCCCAUACGACAGCUUACAGCUUGAGGACCGCCGUGUAUCUAACGCCGCAAUAUAUUAUAGUUUUGCUGCAGUGUCGCAUGUUGGAUCGUCUUCAUCCUGCUUUGCGUUAGCAUUAUAGGAUUCGGCUUCGUUGGGGGCGGCAUCGCCGUCCUCCUUAUCUUCAGGGUCGAGAGGCACCAAAACAUAAGUAUGUUGUAAUCCUUUUCAUAGCUGGGUGCUCGACGUCUUCGACUCGCCUCCGCGUCCUGCAUACCUGCCCUAGCUAGCCAGUCACGGCACCCUUACCUACCCAUCGCCGUCCAUAACCUCCUGAAAACCCCCCUCAAUCGCCCCCAUGUAUAGGCUACAAGUCAGUGCACAUUCCCCGUGCCCCUCCCUGGACCCUAAUCUAUUUCUGGUUGCCUUCACCACAGGAAAGGUUGAGGAUGCAGUGGCAGUCUGGAACAACAGCACCUUACCGAACGGCUGGCGGAACUUCGAGGGCCUCACGGCCUACGCCACUCUCACCCCGGGCAGCUCAGCGGUGUGGAAUGCCAGUUACUGCUUCACCACAACCGUCGCCCUCAGUUCCUCGCUAUGUCCCAAUCAAUCCUAUGUGGACGAGGCUGUUCGCUUUCAGUCAGUGAAGCAGCUGGCAUUCUGUGCCUACGUGCCGUACACCACAUUUGUAAACUGCGACCUGCGGGUGAGGUUCACUAUGGUCCAGGGCGGGAGCAAUGCCACUCUCACCGCACUGCCGGACCUGGUGAACGAGUCGGGCAACAAGCAGAUCAAGAUCAGGAUGCAAGACAUCCGGGGGCCUCUGCGCUGUCACGGCAAGCGGCGCUGCUUCGGAUCUGGCUACGAGGGGUGCAAGCGGAACUGCUCGGCGGCAUUUGGCGGGACGUUUGACUGCGCCACCUACACCUGCACGGCCAACGCGUGGAUAUCGGACCUGUCUGUCAAGGUCAACCGCACCUCGGCAGGUUCCUAUGCGGUGGAUGCGUCGGGCCCGGUGUUCUCCAAGGGGGGUGCUGGAGGGACCGUGCUGCCCGCAGGCUACUCCUGGCUCUUCUACCCGGGGGCCUCCGGUACCGCCCCGCUCUGGCAGUACGACGGCAUGGCCUGGAACAGCACCCCCGCCAACCUGUCCCUCACCCUGCGCCCCUCCUCCGACCCCUGGCUCACAUACAUGGCAGCGACCAAGGGGUCGGGCUACUUUGACGAACCGCUGCCCAUCCUGGGCGGCGCGCUGGUGGGUAUCGGCGGGCUGCUGCUGCUGGGCUGCUUCCUCACCUCGCUGCUGCUGUGCGUCGCGCGCUGGGUGGCGCGGCGCUACCCGGAGCGGCCGCCGGGCUGCCUGCGGGGCUGCAUGUGGAGGAUGGGGCGCGGGGCCUGCGGGCCCAAGGGCUCCAAGGGCGCCCCCACAGCCAUCGACAACGCAGCCUACCAGCCCCAACACCAGCAGCAGCUGCAGCAGUCCGCCUACCCGCCCGCCUACCCGCCCGUGGCCCCACCGGUGCUACCCAGCACUCCCCCGCCGCCCGGGGCCUACCCCUACCCCUACCCCUACGCCUACGGCGCCUACCCCGCCGCCUACACCCCAGGAAUCGUGGCGGCCAGUCCCCAGCAGCAGCAGCAGGCAGCCUUUAUGCAGGCCGGUGGAUACGCCUACACGUAUCCUGCCAUGGUGCCUGGAGCCAUCGAGUCGCCUGCAAGGCCGGGCACCUCCCCCUUCCCGCCGCCGCCGCCGCCGCCGCAGCAGCAGCAGCAACCACUGCCUCCGCCACAAGAGCAGCAGCCGCUGUUACCGCUACAACCGCAAACGUGAUGGGCUUGGGAAUAUCGACAGGAAUUGUGAAUUGCAAAAGUAUCACCGUAAUGCGUGAUGUGAUGUGAUGUGCGGAAUGAUGCAGGAAGGACCAACACAGGCGCCGAUGUGGCUUCCCAAACGAAGCAGUGAUCUCGUGUUUCCUGCAUUGCAUUUGACAGUGGUGGUACCUGUCCGUAUGGUACUACUUAAGGUGAGCUCUUUACGCAUGGCAGAGGUCGGUGAGGGAUGUGCGCCGGUCGUUCGGGAGUUGCGUUGUUCGUGGAGGGCUUCGGGCUCGCUGUGAUUGAUUCUCCUAAUGCGUUACGAUACUGUACGACAGCCCCGUUACCUCGUAGCUGGCACCCCACCUUGUUAGUGUCGACCGAUGUUGAAUUAAUUCGUGUGCGUGCGUGCAUGGCAGUUCUAACCUCCCAUGUGUGAGAGUUUAUGCAAGGCCACCCAUUGGUGGCCGCCCGGGUGAGGUAACCUGAGCGGUAGUUGUCAAGUUGUGGAACGAGUACAUACCAGUAUACCGGUACAUACACAUGAAGGGGUUACCUCGCUAGGGGUUACCUCGCCGGGCUUAUUCAUGACCCAUGGGUCACUCACCUGGUGGCACGGCCAUGAUGGCAAAACACAGCAGAGGUGCCAAGGACAUGGCAUGUGAUCUCUUACACUUUGAAAGGCUAUUCUAACACGGCUGUGUAACCAGCACGCAUAGA